AGGCGUUGUCGUGUUUUUUUUUUUUGGUGUUUUUUGAGAGCGGGACUUGGGACUUGGGAAUUAAAAAUGGAGCAAGCUUUGCUUGGCCUUGGUCUCCACCAUUGCCGAAGGGUCGGAUGGAAUCUCUGCUGGUCCGAAUCGAAUCUCUGCUGGUCCGAAUCGAACCUCUGCUGGUCCGAAUUGAAUCUCUGCCGGUCCGGAUCGAAUCUCUGCUACUACGAUCUCCAAGUCAUUUGUCGCCGAGCUGUUGUCCCCUUCUGCUAUUUGAGUUGCCGUCUCCCUUAAAGAGAUCCUCUGCCACGUGGUUAAACGUAGGACAUCGGUGUCUUCUGCCAGUCGCAAUGCUGUUGCCACGUGACCCGUGAAGAUCGCCCCGCCACGUGGUGCCACGUGUCCCGUUAAGGUCGCCCGCCACAUGGUCCCACGAAUGUGCUGCUGACAAGUGUCCGGUCACACGAAUCGGCUCCUUCAACGUGGCCCUUGAAGAUCGCCCGUCGCGUCGUCACACGAAUCUUCACGAAUCUUCUGCUGCCACGUGUUCGCACGUGGGACAUUCACGUGUCCUUUGACAGUCGCGGAGCAUCGGCAAUCAGUUGCUGUCACGUUUAAUCUGACAGAUCGCCCGCCACGUGGUUGCAAAUAGGACCUUGUUAUCUUUUGCGAAUCGCAAAACAUCGACAAUCUGCUGCUGCCACGUGCAAUUUGGAAGAUCGCUCUCCCCCUCCACGUGGUUACAGAUAGGACCGUGGUGUCUUUUGGCAAUCGCGAAGCGUCGGCAGUCGGCGGCAAUUGGCUGCUGUCACGUUCGUUCCCCCUUGGAGGAGGUCUCUAUUGUCUGGAGAAGGGCUCUGCGGAAUCGCUGUGAUUUUUGAUAUGUCCCCUAUGUGCAAUAGCAGCUAUCUUUUCUCUUCUUGACAAUUUUUAGCAUCCCUAUCUAACGCGGCCUAGACUGUUGUGACUCGCUUUGAACUGCUGACUGUGGUGCAUCAUCAUGCGUGGACCUAUUUAGGGUCUUACGGUUUGAGAACCUACGAACUGAUUGAUUGAUUGAUUGAUUGAUUGAUUGAUUGGCUGAUUGACUGUCGGGUAAAUUGCCCACAGGGACGCACACAGUUAAUUGAUUGAUUGAUUGAUUGUUUUCUGAUUGAUUGAUUGAUUGGCUGAUUGAUUGUCGGGUUAAUUGCCCACACACAGGGACGCACACAGUCAAUUAGGUUGAUUGGUAUUUUGUCUCUUCCGUCGGUCUAGUCAUCAAGAUGAGUAAUCGACCGUAUCGACCUCCAGUGUUUGUGCCAUUGGAGAACGAAGAAGAUGCAGAGCCCAUGGCGCUGCUUGGCUCUUCCGCACGACCGAAGAGUGGCGAUGGCGGUCAAGGGAGAGGCGGGGGAGGAGGUGCUGCUACGUCCACCUCCUCCUCCUUGCGGGAGGCCUCAGGCGGUGCCGCCACCUCUACUAUCCCUGGCCUCCCUGAUCCUCCUCAGCGUUGGGUAUCUGGUAUUUGCGCGUGUUGUGAUGACCUGGACAGCUGUUGCCUAGGGUGUUGGUGCCCCUGCGUUCUAUUCGGUCGGAACGUUGCCGCUCUUAGCGACAAGCCAUGGGUAGGUCCGUGUGUGCUGUACUGCUUGAUGGAUGUGUUGAUUAGGUUAGUGGGGCUGAAGUUGGCCGGUGCGUGUGGAUGGUAUUUCUUGUCUUUCGGGUCUUGCUACACCUUUUCGCAAAGGCGAAAGCUGCGCACCAAGUACAACUUGCAGGAGGGCCCUUGUAUGGAUCCCUGCACUCAUUACUGGUGCCCCUGGUGCGCUGUGUGCCAAGAGUAUAGAGAGAUUAGGGAGAGGUCCACCAAUCAGUUCGUUCUUCUGAAGACGGACAUCUCAGCGCCUGUUCCGCAGACCAUGGAGCGCCAUCCAUCACCGGGAUUGGGAUCGGUAUUGGGACUUCCGGUCGCGACUGAGCCUUCUUCUUCUGCAAACCACCAGCAUCAUCGCACGGUGAAUCGCCGCUCUCUUCCUGAACUCUCUCCACUAGAGACGGUCGCUCUUCUUCCCCUGUCUUCUGGUUCCUCCGCCGCCGCCGACGCCAAGCUGAUGCUUCAAGAGUACGAGAGGUUAGAGCUGGCAGCGGGGGCAGAAUCAGGGGGGCCAGCAGGGACAGGCGGCGGCGGCGGCAGCGGUGGGAGGAGUGAAGAGGAGGGAGUGAGUACAUCAUCAGGUGCGAAAAGGGGUGUGGAUUUACAGUAGAACUCUUUUUGGCACAGAGGAUCCAAUCGUCCUCUUUGCUGCACCUGGCCACAAACACGUCCAGAUUCAGGCGCUCCUGUCUUGCCUUGUCUGCUGCUAUCGUAGAAAAACACGUCUCAGUUAUCGCUUGGUGUUUUCUCCGGCCUCGUCGCGGUUCUACUUGCCAUUAUGAUGAUGAUUUUGUAAUCAUUGGCGAGAGAUUGACCAGCAGAUCGAAAAUGGCGGGAAACUGGACGUACUACUGGCGAGACAAUGACCAGAUUAAAAAAUGGCGGGACGAGAACGAAAAUGGCGGGAACGAAAAUUGUGGGAACAAAAAUGGCGGGAACGAAAAUUGUGGGAACAAAAAUGGCGGGAACGAAAAUGGCGGGAAACGGGACGUACUACUGGUGAGACAAUGGCCAGAUGGAAAAUGGCGGGAAAGUGGACAUACACUCUACACAUUGUGAGUUUUUCAGUGCGUUGUUCUGAUAUCGGUCAGACAAAACAGACAAAAGAAGACUUGCUGGUGGUGGUCUUUCCCGCCCCUUUUCCGCGGCAAAACCCUCUGCAUUCCCGCCGGUUUUCUUGCGGCCGACCGAUUAUAUGCCAGACCUUUAGGGCGCCAACUUGUCAUUUCCCGGGUGCUGCAGUCUUCGACUUGUUGUUUUUCCCGCCGUUUUGGGAAGAACCGGCGCCCGCCAGUUUUAUGGUAUCCUGGCGAUGCGUAUCUUCCCAAAAGCUUUGAUGAUGAUGCCCACCCUUUUUACGAAUUUGAUGAUGAUCCCGCCCAGUCGCCGAAUCCGCUGAUGAUGCCGAUGAAAAUGAUGAAGACGAUGACGUGUCCUUCACCACGAGAGCUUCUCUCCUCUGAUUAGUCAUUCAGCCAUUAACUAGUAAUACGUAAUAAUAAAGUUUUUUCAUUCUUCCUGCGGUAACAUUCAGUGUAUAUGGCCGUCCGGCGGUUAUGCGGCGUUGGGCGGGAAAAAGCGGUAUUUGAACCCGCGACUUCUGGUUCGGCGGUGGGCGGGAAAAACGGGAUUUGAACCCGCGACUUCUGGUUCGGCGGUGGGUGACUCCGAAGUGUGUACUUACAUUAGCUUCAGCUUCGCAGUGGAUCUCCGCCGGAGGUUCCAUGGCGGCAGAAAGUUCAGCAGUCUUCCGCUGGAUGACGUUAUAGGUGAUUGUCGUCAAAUUUGCCGCCGACAGAGGUCAGCUCUCUUUUCAGCCGUCAAAUUUGCCGCCAACAGAGCUCAGCUCUCUUCUCAGCCGUUGAAUUUCCUGCAGACAGAGCUCUGCUCUCUUUUCAGCCGUCGAAUUUCCCGCCGACAGAGCUCAGAUCUUUUUUCAGCCGUCAAAUUUUCCCCGCCGACAGAGCUCAGCUCUCUUUUCAGUGAGGCGAGGGGGAAAGAAAGAGAAGAUCAAAACAAAUGUGUGGCUUGUCCAGAGGAGGGAGGGGGGGGGGGUACUGCCUCCACCGUCGCCGACCACCUGCGGUCUCCAUUCAGAUUCGCGCCUGUUUGCAGCCUGUCAAUGAUUUGCGAUGUGCCGUGUGCUAUAUAUACAUCUAUAUACUUGUCUCCCACUCUGCCUACUACGGUUUACCAGGCAGGUCUGUUUGACAGAGUAUAUAGCAGUUGCAUAGUUUUUGUAAUCUGCCCCUUACCUGCUUUCCCCUUCCCCUCUCCACACCCGAUGUGUCCAAGCCUUAAACGUCCCCUACUGUCUGCCCCCGAACACAACGCACCCUGAUCAUGAAUGUAUGCAAGCUAUCUUUCCGGUCCGAUACGUUCAUGACGAGGGGGCAUUGUUUUCGGUGGAAGACAGGAAGGUAGCAAGCCCUCGCUGAUAGGGUUUGUAAUUACGGUAUUGAUUGACGUCCAGAUCAUCGGUAUCAUCGGUACGGCUAUGCACGUCACAUUUAGGGUUUCUAGCAGCAAUGCUAUUAUAGUUUUUACCCUGUUGCCAGUCUGAUCAUCAGUUCACCCAUCCACCCAGCCAUCAAUUUGCAGCAGUGAUGGGGUGAUUUUGCGGUAGUGGGUCACGUGAAG
Chara braunii is the source of this 4267-nucleotide messenger RNA. The record is from the annotation of a GenBank genome assembly. Lineage: Eukaryota; Viridiplantae; Streptophyta; Charophyceae; Charales; Characeae.